ACUGUGUGUGUGUGUGUGUGUGUGUGUGUGUGUUAGGGGGCCCAGUGUGAAGCGGUCCUCAGGUAUGGAGCGCUCUCAGAGCAGCACCUGGGAUUCCUCCGAGGAGAACAGGACCAAACUGCAGAAAGCUGCGUCCACCUCCAGACUGCUGAACAAGGUGGUGAAGACCGCCGAGAGACACAGAGACCCUGUGGUUAGUCAAGCCAAAAUAUCGACUCGAGAGAAAAACAGCCAAGCUGAGGGGAAUCACAUUAAGAUGUUCAUGAGAGGACGACCAAUCACCAUGUUCAUUCCAUCAGACGUGGAGAGCUACGAGGACGUUCGGACGGAGCUUCCUUCAGAAAGACUCAAGCUGGAAUGGGUGUACGGUUACCGCGGCAGAGACUGCAGAGCAAAUGUGUUUCUCCUUCCAACCGGAGAAAUGGUUUACUUUGUGGCAUCAGUCGUCGUUCUGUUUAACUACGAAGAACGGACUCAGAGACAUUACCUCGGACACACCGACUGCGUCAAAUGUCUGGCCAUCCAUCCCGAUAAGAUCCGGAUAGCUACGGGACAGAUUGCAGGAGUAGACAAAGACGGACGGGCGCUGCAGCCUCACGUCCGGAUCUGGGACUCCGUCAGUCUUUCUACGCUGCAGGUCAUCGGGUUGGGAACGUUCGAGCGGGGCGUCGGAUCUCUGGCUUUCUCUAAAGCUGACUCGGGGCAGCACCUCAGUGUUGUUGACGACUGUAACGACCACAUGCUGACGGUGUGGGAGUGGCAGAAGAAGUCAAAGAUCGCUGAGAUCAAGAGCACUAACGAGGUGGUUCUGGAGGUGCAGUUCCACCCCACCGACCCCCACACCAUCGUCACCUGCGGGAAGUCCCACAUCUUCUUCUGGACCUGGAGCGGGACCUCUCUGGCCCGGAAACAGGGCAUCUUCGGGAAGUACGAGAAGCCGAAGUUCAUCCAGUGUCUGGUGUUCCUGAGCUGUGGAGACAUCCUGACUGGAGACUCAGGGGGGGUCUUACUGGUCUGGACCCGCAGCGCUUCGGAGACCCCCCCCAGCAAGGGCCCCCGAGCGUUUCAGAUCAGCCGGCAGGUCAAGGCUCAUGAAGGCAGUGUGUUCUGUGUGUGCGAGACGAGGAGCGGCAGCCUGCUGACCGGGGGGGGGAAGGACCGGAAGAUCAUCCUGUGGGACCAGGAAGUGAGAGCAGAGCGGGACAUGGAGGUCCCGGAUCAGUACGGAACCAUCCGAGCGGUUUCUGAGGGGAAGGGGGACGAGAUCCUGGUGGGAACGUCUCGUAACUUCAUCCUCAGAGGAACCUUUAACGACGGCUUCCUGGUGGAGGUCCAGGGACACACUGACGAGCUGUGGGGUCUGGCCUCCCACCCUUCCAGAGGGAUGUUUCUGACCUGCGCUCAGGACCGGCUGGUCUGCCUCUGGAGCGCCGAGGAGCAUCGCCUGCAGUGGAGCCGCUCGCUGGAGGAACACGGACACUGUGCAGACUUCCAUCCCAGCGGAGCCGUGGUUGCUAUAGGGACACAUUCAGGAAAGUGGUACGUCCUGGACGCAGACACCACAGACCUGGUGUCUAUCCACACGGAUGGUAACGAGCAGCUGUCAGUGAUGCGCUUCUCUGUCGAUGGCGCUCUGUUGGCGGUUGGAUCUCACGAUAACCUUAUUUACCUCUACACCGUCUCCGAGAGAGGACGCAAGUACAGCCGAUACGGGAAGUGCUCGGGACAUUCGAGCUACAUCACACACCUGGACUGGUCACCUGACAACAACUUCAUCAUGUCCAACUCGGGAGACUAUGAGAUCCUGUACUGGGACGUUCCAAACGGCUGUAAGCUGAUCAGAAAUCGCUCCGAGUGCAAAGACAUCGACUGGGCCACCUACACCUGCGUACUGGGGUACCACGUGUUCGGUGUUUGGCCCGAGGGUUCAGACGGCACCGACAUCAACGCUCUGAUCAGAUCUCACAACAGGAAGGUGAUCGCUCUGGCAGACGACUUCUGUAAAGUUCACCUGUUCGCCUACCCAUGCUCCACCCCCAAGGCUCCCAGCCAUAAGUACAGCGCUCACAGCAGUCAUGUGACCAACGUGAGCUUCCUGUAUAACGACAGUCACCUGGUCUCCACGGGGGGGAAAGACACCAGCAUCAUGCAGUGGCGCCUGGUGGAAAGACCCGCCCUCUCCCUCCCUGACGGACAGCUAUCUAACUCCGCCCCUGACUUCAUCCCGCCCCCUCUAUCAGUGACCACGCCCACACAGGAACCCAUCUCUGCCCCAACAGCCAAUGGGACCCAGGACCCCUACCCAGACAGCCCGCCCCCCUCAGCUCUGACCCCGCCCCCCUCUGACAGCAGUGUGAGUCUGAAGGACAGCCUGGAUCCGAGCGACGACACGGCAACGCCCAGCGACGAGGGGCUGCCCCCCCUCACCUCUUAAUAGUGUGUGUGACUGUUGGUACAGCUAUCUUUGUGAGGACCAGCCAGACGUUGUGAUUGGACAUUCAGUGUAUGUGUGUGACCUCGGGUAACUUUUUCUCCAAUCAGAGCAGAGCAGUAAGACAGGAAGUGGACCUGAAGUCUUAAAUGAGUUUCAGAAACUGGUUCUCUUUACAUGUUGUUUUAGAAAUACUGGGACAUUGCUGUUUAUGUGACGUAGAAGUAGCUGCAGGAAGUUUAAAACAGGAAACUGAUUCUCUCCUUUGACUGGACUUUGUUGGGCUUUUAUUUUGUUAAACUGCCACAUUUUUAUAGACAUUUCACAAUAAAAGCCCUCAAGGGAAGGGACAGAACUACGGGAGGCUUUUAAUGUGAAACAUGCAGGAAACAUGAACCACACCCAGAAGCAUGCUGGGAACAUUUGAACACGUCCGGCCAGUGGACGCAGGGGGGCCUUCAGAGUAAAGCGCCACCUGAAGGAGCUCCAGAGAAGCUGUGAUAGGUGAUUUAAUGUCAGUUUGUAUAUGCUGCAGAGAUCUGUGUGUAUAUUUCUGUUACCACCAGGGGGCAGCAGCUCCUCAGCUACACUGUAAAAACCACAUUCAACUCUCGCAUCUCUCAGCCAAUUAGGGGCCAGGACAGCUGCUCCUCUCUGAUUGGCUGGUUUUCAGUGACUGAUUGAGUGACUGCUGAUCUGUGUUUCUUAUGGACCAUCUCUGUUUAUUGUUCUGAAUGCCAUCACCCCACGGGGUUUUCAUUAAUGUUUUGCCUUUUUAAUACUUUUUAUCUUUAUAUCUCCAUCUCAUAUCUCCAUCUUUGAUUUGUCCAUUUACUUAUAUUUUAUAUCUUUAACCUUUAUAUCUCCAUCUUCCAUGUCAUCAUUUUUUCUAAUCUGCCCUCUGGGGUUGCGGGGUUAUGUGAGGGGGGGAGGGGCGGUGACGCGAUUGGUGGGAUCUGUCUGUUAUUUCACAGUGUUCGGUAACCAUGACAACGUUCAUGUGACUGUUUUGAGCCAAUCAUGUCUUCUCAAAUGCAGACUGUACUGAAGAUUUCAACAAAAAAAAUGCAAAUAAAUGUUAAAAACGGA
This is a messenger RNA of Gymnodraco acuticeps, 3520 nucleotides long. RefSeq names its product echinoderm microtubule-associated protein-like 4 (gene eml4). Gene Ontology annotation, cellular component: mitotic spindle. Lineage: Eukaryota; Metazoa; Chordata; Actinopteri; Perciformes; Bathydraconidae. The record is from RefSeq and is a predicted model, not a curated record. Gene Ontology annotation, molecular function: microtubule binding. Gene Ontology annotation, biological process: microtubule cytoskeleton organization.